Messenger RNA from Panicum virgatum (switchgrass), 8631 nucleotides. RefSeq lists its product as uncharacterized. The record is from RefSeq and is a predicted model, not a curated record. The coding region runs from base 4658 to 5245 and encodes 195 amino acids. The transcript has 3 exons. Lineage: Eukaryota; Viridiplantae; Streptophyta; Magnoliopsida; Poales; Poaceae.
UUCGUCGGGCUGCAUCAAUCGACCUCCGGCUAGCUUGUAAGUACCAUUUUACCGAGUAAAUCCUAGGGCUUAACCUCCAAGCGCAUCGCUGUGGUUUCGUCUGGUUCUUUUAUUCAAAAUUUAGCGAUAUCUGCUAGAUCUGCAAGUUUUCGUACCAACUCUUGUAGUUUUAGUAUUUAUCACCAAUCUAUCCAGCUCGAAUCAAGCUUUGCCGGCUUUUACUGUUCUUAUUAUUAUCAAUCUAUCUGAGCAGCCGAUCUAGAUCUGCUUCGGGUGUCAUCACGUAGCGUUGAGUAGAUUGUUUUUUCGGCUUACGCACUGCUUACAUCAUCAGAAUCGGCUGAUACAGCUGAUUCUCAACAUAUUUGCACUUUGGCUGCUUUCUAGCGUGCCGAUCCUAAUCUACCUCGUAUCGGCCGAUCCGGUAGAUACGCGUGUUCUGAAGACCCCAUUGGUUCCCGAGCCCAUCUUCUCAUAUUUAAUGAUUUUCUUGUCUUCCUUGUCAAUCAAUAGGUCAGAUUGACUGGCAUGUCUCGCACCGGGGAAUUCGUGUGUUGCCGCGCAGGGGUCACGUCCGAUUUUUGUGUAAACACACUUUUAGCACGCCCGGUGGGACCCGAAGAAAUCAACAUGUCUAUACCAAAGCCAUCAGAGGUUGAUCUGGAUAACAUUCAAGAAGUCACGGAAGAUCAACUUAAAGCAGAGGACAAGGCCGAGCUCGACCAACGCAUGAAAGAGUACAAGAAGUUGUGCUUAUUGUUGAAAGGGAUCGAGGGUGUGUCCGAGCGACCCAAGAGGGGGAGGGGGUGAAUUGGGUCACUAAUCGCCUUCUAAAAACUAUGGCUCCAACUAGUGCAUAAAUAAACCUAUCACGUCCUACACAAGCUAGUUCACACUAAGGUUUAUUUAUGCGAUCCUCUACUUACCUAAAAGGAGGUUUGCAACCUAGUUCCAAUCCUAACCAAACUAACUAGGAAAGGUAAAGGCACACAAGCAAUGCGGAAAUGUAAAUAUGGUAAGUAAUGAGGUGAGGGCAAGAGGGAUGCAAACUCCCGAGAAGACACGUGGAUUUAUCCUGUGGUAUCGGUAGGCCAAAAGCCACCCCUAGUCCACGUUGGCCUGCCACCAAGGCAACAAUGGCCAAGUACCGAGUCUCUCCCGAUCACCGUCUUGCACUAGGCCACUAAGGCACACCGGCAAGAAAAGGCUAAGUGCACCUAGUCACCAAGACAAGGUCACCGCCACCGUCUCUCUCGGUCACCACGGCACCGUCUUCACUACGGAGCUUCUCCACCAAGUAGGGGGUCUCCUCUUCUCCCGCACAAAGUGUCGGCACCGCUCCACACCAAGUCGGAGGGUCGUCGACAAGUACACUUGCUUAGCUAUGGCUAAGACUUCUCUUAAGCUAGCUCUCUCAAGAACUAAGCCUAUACAAGUGCACAGAGCACUCUCUCAAAGCUUCUCACAAGCUAGAUAUGGCACUAAGCUCUACUAGGAUGGUUGGUGAUGAUUGUUUGCUUGGGCAGCACUUCCUUCAACUCUUGAGGCUUCCAACCCUUCCAAUCCUUUGCUGCAACCGGCCUUGGGGGGUAUAUAUAGCCCACACACCCCAAAAGAGCUGUUGGAAAAGUGGCUGACAAAAAGCACAAUCGUCGGUUAAACCGAUGAUUUACUUUGUGUCAUCACCGUUUUAACCGGUGAACACCUUUUUCUAACUAGCCAUUACACUUCAACGGCUACAUUAAUCAACCGACGUUCUGCAGCUUAAUCAACCGGUGAAUGUAAAAUUGUCGUCGGUUUAACCGGUGAACAUAUCCUGCAGAGGCUCUGAAAGUUGGUCCAAAAACCAGUCCAGAUCAAUCGAUGCUCACUAAGAAAUCAUCGGUUUAACCGGUGAAUUGAUAUUCCAGAGGCUCUUCAUCUGCCAAUGCACCGACGUAUGUAUUUUCUUCAACGUCGGUUUAACCGGUGUAUAGAAGUGUUUCUGUUUAUCUCUUGACGGCUUUAUGCAUUGAGUCUUCGUCGGUUUGUUCAACUUGUUUUCUCCAUAUUUUCAUCCCUUGGACCUAAAGAGCUGUAUAUAAUCAACUAGAACACAUACAUUAGUCCAAAUGUUGGGUUGUCAUCAAAUCACCAAAACACAUAUGAGGAAAUAUGGCAACCAUGGCAUGAGAGACCAUUUCCCUAAGAGGGGCCAUUUUCCUUACAAUCGUCUUACGGCCUCACUAAGAGCAGAGCUAUCAAGAAAAAUCCUCUUCCAGGACCUCAGCAUGUUACGUUUACAUCAGAUCCUGGAAAGCUGCAAGAUAUGGUGAAUGAAGCUAUGCAUAGGACUCUCAUAAAUCAAUCAGGAGUUUUGACCAAUACUAUACAAAAUAGUCUAAUAAAAACCCUGAAAGAGGGACUGCAGCAAGGAUACAUGGGACCUGCAUAAUUUCAGCCUGGCCAGUCCAAUGUGAAGAUUCAUGAGUACACAUCGGCUUCUCAGCCGACUCUUAACUAAGACACUGAAGCUUCCCCAUCAGAGCCAACUAUUACUCUGCCAAUGGUGACAACUCAAGCAGGGUAGUCAAGCAAUCAGAAUCCCAGUUCCUCUACUCCAAUGAAGACUCCAUAUAUCCCAGAGAGAGAUUCAGAUGGGAAACUCAAUGGAUGGGGGAUGCCUCCGGAUUUCUUCACGCCAGAUCAGUGUCAGUCCUUCCAAACACUGCCUCAAUUGGCUCCAAAGCCAUGCAUCCUUUAUCAUAUCCAGCAGCGUUUGGUAAUACAACUGGGACAGCUCACCUUCACAAGGAUGGGAUCUCUUUCACCUAUUUCGAUCACAGGACAAAUACAAUGCAGUGUUAUGAAAUAGCUACCAUACAUGCAAGCAUGAUCCGACCACUUCAACCAAGUCAAGGUUCCCCUCCACCACAGUAUGCAUCGGCCACUCGGUGGACUGUAUCCCAAACUAUUCCAGGCACUCAAGCACCAUAGUAUGCAUCGGCCACUCGACCGACUCCAUCUCAGACUGUUCCAAGUGGUUAUGCACAACAACAAGUGUCGGCUAAUCGGCCGAUUCAGGCCCAACCAAAUGUGCAACCAACUCAGGGAUCUCUAGUACAGCAACAUGCAGCUAUGGAUCAGAGGACACCACCUCAACAGCCAAACCUCUAUCAGACCUUGCAAUAGUUCCUGAAUCAGCAAUUGGCUAAGCUACAAAUUACAGAUUCAGGACACUUGUCUCCAGGUCAACCACCGCAAAGUCUUUUGGCAAGGCAGCCGAUUGAACAGCCUCCAAGUCCAUACAGUCCAGUGGUUGGUCAUUCACCCAGCUCAACAUCAUCAUGCCCCUAAUCCAGUGUUGAGUUAGUCAAUCCCACAACAUCAGCCCAUGAUGAAUCCAUCGGCUAGACAGCCGACCUUACAAGAUCAGCCUGAGCAGUCAAAUGUAUAGCCUCAGCAGAAUCCGUCGGCUAGUCUUCAGCCGAUAGAACAGAUAUCUGCUCCCCGCGAGAUGCAAUUUUGGUGCCCGACACUGUUACCAGGUGUCGUGGAGCCACACUUCAAACUGAGGGCAAAAGAGGACUGGAAGGCACCACCAGUCGAACUGAUAGAAGGAUACGUGUCGGACUCAUCCGUAGAGGCGGACCAGGAGGACGACGAGGUCGGCGGACCAGAACCACCACUCGGAAGCUACCGAUCUCCAAGGUCGACGUCACCAAGGCCGCCAAACUAGAGGCAGGGAAGAAGGGGAAGAGAAAGCGAGAUGGGGACGCUGCCCCGGCGGAGAAGGGGCCGACCAGCAUGACCAUUGAGUCGUCGGUCGAUACUGCUGAGGACGAGCCGAGAUUGCCCAGUCCAGAGACCAAGCGCAAGAAGGCAGAGCUGCUGAAGGUCACCGAGGAAGAUGCUCGUCGAUACAAGGAAUAGCUCAAGGCCAAAGCCGGAGCAGAGCGCAAGGUGCCCAUAAGGCCGCCUCCUCGGCCGCUACAACCGAAGCUGAGGAAGACCUCAAAGUAAGUGCUUACUGCACUGGUAUCUUAUUAUUUCUUCGCUACUUUGUACGUGCCAAUCGUGAUGAAAGGCGGUCCUGCAGACCUGCAACCCCUGCACCAAGCGGGUGUGCAGAGAGUUCCGCUAGCGCAUCCGCCACAGAGAAGGCGACCGCGAGAUCCGCUGGCCAACCUUCUCCUGCCAAGUCGAACGCUGGUGGCUUAGACCAACCAAGGCCAGUCUAGGCGGCCCCUUCGUGGCUACGCAGGACAUCACCCCGGUCCAACCACAACUGGAACCGCCGUUGCCAAUGAGCGACCGAGAACAAGCUCCGCCAGACCAGGAGGUCCACGAAGACGUCCCUCCCGCCGAUGAUGAUGAAGAGCUGGACUUCACGAGGACUCCAUUCGAGGACGACAUCCUGGAGGACCAGAAGGACCUCGAGAGGGUGAAGGAGGCCUCCCGCGUGACGGGCGAGGCACAAUAUGCUUUGGCGGAACGAGCCCGUGCCAGGGCCCACACGAUCAAGGGGGCAGCCAAGAUGCACCUCAAGGUUUCAGCGCUUUAGGCCGAACUGCAGCGUGUCAAAGAAGAGGCCGCCGAACAGGUCCGGCGGGCCAAAGGUGAAGUAGCCGAGCAGGUGGCUAAGGAAGUGGCUAAGGCAAGGCGGGAGGCAGAUGCCAUGCUGGCGGCAGAAAGGGAGAAGGUCGCGGAUGCCAAGGCCGACCUAGAGGUCGUCAUUGAAGGGGCCAACAAAAAGGAGAAGAAACUCCAGGACGACCUGAAGGAGGCAGAGAAAACCGUCGAGGCUCUCAAGGAAAGCACCAAGGCCGCCCAUGACAGUGAGUAUGUCAUGACCCGGAAGUUAUUGUACGAAAAGCAAGUCAGGAGGGACUUGGAGAUCGACCUCGUCGUUGCUAUGCAGACCCUGCAGAAUGACCAGAUCACAAUUGCAGGUCUGGAAGCAGAGAUGGCGGACCUGCAGGAGGCCGCCGGGUACAACAUGGACAUGGUCGUUCCCCGGGUGAACCCUGAGGAGUCGUCGACACUGCUGGAUCGCCUGAUAGUGGCGCCUGACCGCGUGACGGAGCUGCUGAGGUCUACAGGGACCACUGCAGCAGUUGGCGCCCUAUCCUGGGUGAAGUUGCAUUUCCCCGACGUAGAUGUGGGGAAGCUCAUGGACGGGCCCAACGAGGACGCCGACUUACAUGCACUAGAGCUGGAGGUCCAGGCCGGCGCCGAGAAGGUCGUGGAGCACCUUGACCUGUGAAGACAUUGCUGAACUAGGUGUAUCAAACUGUAUAUAUAAAAACUUUAGCUGGAGCUAAAUUUUGCUAUGUCUUGUUGAAGAGAGCGUUUCCCUUGUUAUGCCAAACACGCAUUAUGCGAACUCGAGAGCUUUAGAGUUGCAAAAAUAUUAACCCCGCUAAGCACUGCUCACGGAGAGGACGGCUUACCACAGACUACACGGCUCACCAGGAAGGCUUACGUGUGGGCGGCGCACGAGGGUCAGAUUUUGCAACCAAAAAGCGUCGAAUGCUCAUAAUGAGGUAUAGGCAAUUAGAGGGACAACGCACAAAGCAAUCUUGGUCCCCCCAGGUCUGCGGACCCUUAGGUUGGCGUGGCCAAGCCCCCGAGCGUGUCGAGGGAAGGGGCAAAACAAAGGAAAACAUAGAGGUCGGCUUAAGGUCUGCCAAAGGAACUUUAUUUAUUCAAUCACUACAAACAAAAGUAAAGGGUACAUAGCUUUUUUAUUGGAAUCUCCUAAGGAUAGAAGCGCCAGAGAUGCUCUAUAUUCCAUGGGUUUGGGACGCCGGAACCGUCCCCCAUUUGAGCCGGUAGGUGGCAGGUCCGAUGACCUCUGUCAUGAUGAAGGGACCCUCCCAGGGUGCUGAGAGCUUGUGCAUGCUGUCAGUCUUCUGGAUUCGCCGGAGCACUAGGUCGCCAACGUUAAAGGAACGCUCCUUGACGUUCAGUCAUGAUAGCGAUGGAGCUGCAGCUCAUGACGAGCAUGUCGCAUGAGGGCGACCACCCUAUGCUCUUCUAAGCUGUCGAGGUCGACCUGGCGGGUCUUCUCAGCCUCGCCUUCGUCAUAGUGCUGGAUUCUGGGGGCUCCAGAUGCGACGUCCGUGGGGAGGAUAGCCUCCGACCCGUAGACCUGGAAGAAGGGGGAAAACGCUGUAGCGGAACUGACCUGAGUCCGGAGACCCCAUAUCACAUGCGGUAGCUCGGCCAACUAGCGAGUAGCAUAUUGAGACGCGUCAUCAAAGAUGCAAUCUUUGAGGGAUUGGAGGACCAUGCCGUUAGCUCUUUCGACCCGGCCGUUGCACCUUGGGUGCACAACCGAAGUGUAGUAAAUGUCGAUCAGGUUGUCCUGACAGAAGUCCCAAAACUUGGAACCGGUGAAGGCCGACCCGAGGUCGGUGAUGAUCCUAUUAGGAACACAAAAGCGAUGAGUGAUCUCUUUGAUGAAUUUUGCAGCCUCGGAAGACUUGACGCUUGUCACAGGCUUGACUUCAAUCCACUUGGUGAAUUUGUCCACCGCGACAAGGAUGUGCUUGUAGCCUCCCGGGCGGUUCGAAACGGACCUACAGAAUCCAGGCCCCACAUGGUGAAGGGCUAGGACGGCAGUAUGGUUCGCAACGCCUGAGCUGGCAAGUGCUGCUGUUUGGCAAAGAACUGGCACCCUUUGUACCUUCUAACGAGUUCUUUUGCGUCGGCCAUGGCCGUGGGCUAGUAGAAACCGGAUCUAAACGCCCUGCCGACUAGGUUGGCGGAGGUCGCAUGGUUGCUGCAUUCGCCACCAUGGAUCUCGACCAGGAGCCCGAGUCCUUCUGACCGCAAGAUGCACCUCAUGAGGACGCCAGUUGAGGCGGCCUUCCUGUAAAGCUCUUUUCUGAUAACGACGUAGCUAGCGCUACGCCGAGCGACCUUCUCAUGCUCUGCCUUAUCUUUUGGCUCCAUUUGAUCAGCAAGGAAAGCUAUGAACGGCGCGCGCCAGUCAUUCUCCGCGUCGACCAUCAUCACGUCCUAGGUGGAGCUGGAGGCCUGUUGGGGGGGACCUUCCUCCGGCUGGUCCGGAUCCAGCAACUUGAUGGACUGCUUGCGCAAGUCUUGUACGAACAAGUCGGCUGGGACCAGAUCGCGUCUAGAGCCUAGCUUGGAUAGGACAUCUGCGGCGACGUUGUAGUCGCGAGUCACAUGUUGGAACUCGAUUCCGUCGAAGUGACCUUCAAGCUUGCGCACCUCAGCGCAAUACGCGUCCAUCAUCUCUUUCACGCAGUCCCAGUCUUUGCUGACUUGCUGUAUGACGAGCUUGGAGUCGCCAUAACCGAUGAGGCGCUUGAUCCCGAGGGACAUGGCUAUACGGAGCUCGUGGAUGAGAGCUUCGUACUUUGCUCCAUUGUUGGAGGCCUUGUAGUGGAUCUGUAGGACAUACUUGAGUUGGUCUCCCUAGGGAGAUAUGAACAACACGCCAGCGCCGGCUCCUUCGAGAUUAAGGGCGCCGUCAAAGUACAUUAUCCAGUGCUCCAGUUUCUCCGUGGGAGGAGGUUGCUGGAUUUCUGUCCACUCGGAGACAAAAUCCGCAAGGACCUGCGAGUUGAUCGCAUGUCUGGGGCAGAACUCGAGGUCAAAUUCGCCCAACUCCACAGACCACUUGAUGAUGCGACCAUUAGCGUCGCGGCUACGGAGGAUCUCCCCUAGCGGGAAGGCCGAGACGACGCGUAUCUUGUGGGAUUGAAAGUAAUGACAGAGCUUCCUCGACGUGAUGAGGAGGGCAUAGAGCAACUUCUGGGGUUGCGUGUACCAUGUCUUGGCAUCGAAAAGGACUUCGCUGACAAAGUAUAUCGGCCGCUGCAUAGGGUAGGGCUGGCUGACAUCCUCUCGCUCUGCGACGAGGACCGUGCUGAUCACAUUGGUGGUUGCGGAGAUGUACAGCAGGAGAGUUUUCUUAUCGGCUGGAGUCGUCAUCACUGGAGGCGUGGUAAGGGACUCCUUAAGCUUUUCUAGGGCCUGUUGCGCUUCGUCACACCAAGUGAACUUGUCCACUUUCUUAAGUAGCCUGAAGAAGGGUAAACCACAGUAUGCAUCUUGACCUCAUUGUCGAUGUAGACCUCGACAUUGUCGACGUAGACCUCGACAUUUCUGUGGAGCUGAGACUCCAAACACUUCUGGAUUGUCUUCUGGUAGGUGGUGAUGGAAUAAGUCUUGUACUCUAUAGGACAGCAUCUUGACCGCUUUUAGGAGCAUCUAGGACAUCAGUUGUGCUGCCAUAUAGGACAGCAUCUUGGACUGCUUUUAGGAGCAUCUAGGACAGCAUCUUAGAGGCAUCUUAGACUAGCAUCUAGGCAUAUGCUUGGCUGCCUUGGCAGCUAUAAAUAUGUAUCCCCAACCCCUUGGGUUGGCAUGGCAUUGUGUGAGUGUUUGUGAAUACUAAAACCAGAAAAUUGCCCCAACUCUCCUAGUGUCAUCCUCUCUCAAUGAGAGUAACAGUUCACCUACUAACAACUGGUAUCAGAGCCAGGUUAUCCUGCAGCCUAAACAUCUCUUGCUCCCCUCCCUCCUCAGCCUCGCAGCAGCCCUAGCUAGCAGCAGCAGCACCUGCUAUUCUUGCUCACCCUCUUCCCUCUGUGCAGACAAGCAGUAGCUCGUCUG